GAAGAGCUAUUUACCUGGGGACAGAGUGACAUAUUCUUGCAAAAAAGGAUUCACGAGGAUCGGCAGAGAAUAUAGGUCAUGCCAAACUAUUGGAAAAUGGCUUGGUUCAAUGCCCUUUUGCGAUACACCAAGUGGAGUGAAAAAUCCGAGAGCUUCCACCAUCUCCACCGAUCCCAAAAAAGGUGUCACGAAUUUGGUAGAUGGACUGACUGACACAUGCUACAGUUCUCGCAACAGCACUGGACAGACGUUGCAAGUGUUUCUGUAUGAAGUAAACGUUAUCACCGGCAUCCGUCUCUUCUUGCCAAAAGGUUCUAUGAAAUUUGAUAUUAAUACUUCGUACGGAGGAGCAUCAACGCAUUGCACAAGUUUUGAUAGAGAUUUGGAGGUGAGUCAAUGGAUCCAGCUAGAUUGUCAAGAUACGAUGAAGAGUGCAGAUUCCAUUAAGAUCUCCGAUACGUCACCAAGAUCAAAUGUUCUGAAUGUCUGCGAGAUUGAAGUAUAUGUGAAAGAUGAUGUUUGGUGCAAGAAUCCACCAGAGAUAUUCAUCCCCAAUGGACAUCUUGAAGUGAGCAGAGAAAAAGCUAGUCUUCGAUGCAAUUCCGGAUACAGCGAGGGUGAAAACACGCGCCUUGUAUGUGACAAGAACAACAACUGGGCAGGACCCAAUCUUCAAUGCAACGAGAUUUUCUGCGAUCUAUCGUAUGGAAACUCUUCUGGAUUUGAAUGGCGCCUUCAAGGAAAUAAACCAUCUGUUGGUUCUCGAAGGGUGCUGCAGUGCCAGAAACCAGAUUUCACCAUGACUGGUCAGCCUGAUAGUGUUACGUGCCAGAAAGAUGGCACUUGGACACCUACGGAUGCCAAGUGCGUUCGUAAAGAAGUAGAAAAAAAUGUUCUGAAAAUCGUGGGUAAGUUGGCACUAUUUUAUAAUCAUUGA
Messenger RNA from Parasteatoda tepidariorum (common house spider), 937 nucleotides. Its product is annotated as membrane cofactor protein. NCBI's taxonomy places the organism in Eukaryota, Metazoa, Arthropoda, Arachnida, Araneae, Theridiidae. The record is from RefSeq and is a predicted model, not a curated record.